AGCAACGAUAAUUACAGCUCCCUUCGCUGUAAAAGAAGAUUUCGAAUUUUAUCGUUUACUCUCCAUCACGUUCCGUCCUUUUUUCGGGUGAAUCUUCUUCUUUGUUUCUUGUUCGUCGUUUCUCCCUCUCUCUAUUACCCGCAAUAACCCGCUUAAAAUAUCAUCCAUUCCUCCUUCUUCUUCACCGUACCGGCAGAUCCAAUACCUCGCGGGACGAUUUCCGGACGCCGGAGUUUUUCAAUAGAGCCCAGUCAAAGGUAAACAUCUACUUCUGUGCUCAAUUGGACUAAGUUGUGCACGUGGAAAUCAAUUAGCUGAUCUCACUUCCCAAAUCAAUUUAGCUUCUUAGGGUUUUCUGUUCCCGUUCAUUAUUCAAUUGCAAUUCACAUAGUCUCCCUUUCAAUUUGCUACUGUCGUUAGGAUUGUUUUUGUUAUGUUGUCUUCGAACUACUGUUUCGUAUAAGAUUGAUGUGAUCGGAUUCGGAUUGAGUUCGUUCGGGUUUAUGUGUUUUACUUCCGCUUUUUCCCAGCUUAAUGUGCUGAAAAUAAUUUAUUCAUGUGGAUCUUUGCAUAUUUCUGCCCCGUUUGUGUUUUUAGUGCGGUCGGAGUAGAUAUUUGCUUGUCUGACUGCGGAUCUGUAUGCUUUUCUGGGUUGAACUUGAAUUGUUUCCGGUGUUAAAUUAGGGAAAGAUGAAGAUGGUGCUGGCGUUAGUGAUGGGGAUGCUGGUUGUUUCUCAGCUUGCGUUGGCCCUUACUUCUCCCACAGCCCCUGCCUUCCUAUGGUCACCCCAUCAAGACGGUGUGAGCAACAGUGAGGCAGAAGUUGUUGACUACAGAACCCUCCAGUCAAAGGAUUUGGCUAAAUCGGUGAUGUCUGAAGGUGGUUGGUCAAGCUUAUUGUGCUCAGGAAAGCAAACCCAGGAAACUUUGGAUUUUGCUCUUCUUUUUGUUGGGAAAGAGCUACAAACUGCUGACAUCUCUACAAACAAAAAGUUGGCUGACCCUUCUCUUGUUGAUCUGCUCAAGGCUUCUGUUUGGAACUCCAAAUUUUCUUUGGCCUUUCCGUAUGUCGCAGCAUCAGGGGAGAAGAACGCAAUUGAAACCUCUUUGGUCUCAGAGUUUGAGAAUGGCUGUGGUAACAAUUUAGGUAUCAAUGACGUCGCUGUCAUGCAAUCGUGCUCUUUAAAUGGUGAUAGGUUUCAAACUCUUGCAGAUGUGCCUGCAGUUCGGGAUUACCUUGCUAAAAAGAUGGAGAAAAAGACCACUGGACCAGGGAAUCUAAUCGUUAUCUGUAAUGGAGGCUCCCAGUCAGAAUCUGAUCUGCCAGCUUCUGAAGCCCAACUUUUAUCUGAGGUCAUUGGCUCUGUGGAACGCUUGGAUGCUAAGUAUUCAGUUCUAUAUGUGUCUGAUCCAAGUGUCUCUGUUAAUCACCAUUCGUUCGAGCAUGUAAAAAGAUUUCUUGCGGAAACCAAUGUAUCUACCAACUCAACCUGUGAUGGAGUUUGCCAAAUCAAGUCAUCGCUAUUGGAGGGGCUCUUUGUGGCUAUCGUUUUGCUCAUAAUCUUGAUAUCAGGCCUUUGUUGUAUGGCGGGAAUCGAUACUCCCACCAGAUUUGAGACUCCCCAAGAUUCUUAAAUUUGGUUUCCUUUUCGAGUGAAACGCUGAUUGAUAGCAAAAGCUGCACUCCAUUUUAGAAUGGCUGUAUUUUUGUUUACUUUAAAGGAAGGUGAUACCGCUUUGCCUGUAUAUCAUGGAGCUACAGGAUCAAUAAUUUCAAUGUAUCAUUUUUGUUUCUUUUUUGUAUUUUAAUAUCAAUAUUAUGAAAGCUUUUCUGUAUUUUGGUGCAAAUUUGCACUUGAUGCCUAAAUAAGAUAUGUAUAUCCUUUUUACCUUAUUAAAGCAGAAUACAGGAUGUUGAUAUGGCAACUUUUUAUUAAAAAUUUUUGCCUCCA
This is a messenger RNA of Oldenlandia corymbosa var. corymbosa, 1952 nucleotides long. The record is from the annotation of a GenBank genome assembly. NCBI's taxonomy places the organism in Eukaryota, Viridiplantae, Streptophyta, Magnoliopsida, Gentianales, Rubiaceae.